Molecule: messenger RNA, 1658 nt
Organism: Medicago truncatula (barrel medic)
Lineage: Eukaryota; Viridiplantae; Streptophyta; Magnoliopsida; Fabales; Fabaceae
Product: lysine--tRNA ligase
Biological process (GO): lysyl-tRNA aminoacylation
Cellular component (GO): cytosol; cytoplasm
Molecular function (GO): ATP binding; lysine-tRNA ligase activity; tRNA binding
Source: RefSeq, a predicted model, not a curated record
GAAAAUCAGUGGUUUAGAUUUUAAUAUCUUCAUAGUUUUCUUAAUAUAUGUUCUUGUAUUUUAACACAAUCUUAACAUCGGUACUUAUAUCUCUAAAGUGUAUCCCCCUUCAUUUUAGGAGCCAAAUCCAUCUCUAGUUCACAGAAAGUUAGGUCUCCCUCGUCCUAUCCUAUCACUUUUAUAAUUAGUACUUGCAAUGAGGAGAAUAAGUGUUUCUGUACACGUUUUAAGCCUGCUGUUCCCUUGUCAAAAUGUCCAGGGAAAAGUAGGACAGGAGAGCUUAGUAUUUUCCCCAAGACUCUUGUAGUUCUGUCUCAUUGUCUGCACAUGAUGCCCAAACAAGAGUCUGCUUCUGCUGCUGCUGCCAAUAAUGCAAAUUUGAUGGGAAAUCAAUGGGUACCAGGAAGUACCAGGAAUCCUGAAACAUAUAUUUUGAAGGAUCAGGAAACAAGAUAUCGUUCACGCCAUUUGGAUUUGAUGUUGCAUCCUGAAGUUCGAGAAAUAUUCAAAACUAGAUGUAAAAUCGUUAAAUACAUUCGGAAAUACCUUGAUGACCGUGAUUUCUUGGAGGUUGAAACACCUAUGAUGAGCAAGAUUGCCGGUGGAGCAGCAGCUCGUCCAUUUGCAACUCAUCACAAUGAACUUGACAUGAAAUUAUUCAUGAGAAUUGCUCCAGAACUUUAUCUCAAGCAGCUGGUUAUUGGUGGGCUGGGUCGUGUUUAUGAAAUCGGUAAACAAUAUAGAAAUGAGGGUAUGGACUUGACCCACAAUCCUGAGUUCACAACUUGUGAGUUCUAUAUGCCUUUUGCGGAUUACUAUGACCUGAUGAAGAUAACAGAGGAAAUGUUGAGCGGUAUUGUUUACCAACUUACAAAUGGAAGCUAUAAAAUCCAAUAUCAUUCAAAUGGAGUUGACAAGGAUCCUAUCGAAAUAGACUUCACUCCACCCUUCAGGAGGAUUGAUAUGAUUGAGGAACUAGAGAGUAUGGCAGGACUUAGUAUUACGAAGGACUUGGCUAGUGAGGAAGCUAAUGAAUAUCUGAAGAAUGCAUGCUUGAAGUAUGACAUCAAAUGCGCUCCCCCUCAAACCACUGCUCGGUUGUUGGAUAAACUUGUAGGCCACUUUUUGGAAGAAACGUGUGUCAAUCCUACAUUCAUCAUGAAUCACCCCGAAAUAAUGAGUCCUUUGGCCAAGUCGCACAGAGAAAAACCAGGCCUGACCGAGCGUUUUGAAUUGUUUGUCAAUAAGCAUGAACUUUGCAAUGCAUAUACUGAACUGAAUAAUCCUGUUGUGCAACGUGAGAGAUUUGCUCAACAACUCAAGGAUCGGCAAUCGGGGGAUGAUGAAGCGAUGGCCUUAGACGAGGAAUUUUGCACUGCUUUGGAGUAUGGUAUGCCACCAACUGGCGGUUGGGGUAUGGGUAUUGAUAGGUUGACGAUGUUACUGACUGAUGAUUCACAGAACAUAAAGGAAGUUAUUCUCUUCCAUGCCAUGAAACCUCAAGAUGUACCUUCAGCUAAAGGAACUUGAGAAAUUCAAGAUGAUCAGAAACCAAAUUGCAUGUAAAUAAGUUGGGAUCUUGAAAUCUUUUAUUGAGAAUCAAGUUAAAAAUAUUAUAGUUAUGACUGCUAUUUGUUACUCCAUCCGUUCCUUUUUAA